AUGCAGAGUUGGUACACCCUCUUCACCCCGACCGAAGCCACCAGCAUCGUGGCCACCACCGUCAUGUCCAACACCACCAUCGUCCGGCUGCACCUGGACUGUCAUCAGCAGGAGAACCUGGCCUCCUCUGCCCGGACCCUGGCCCUGCAGUGUGCCAUGAAGGACCCACAGAACUGUGCCCUCUCUGCCCUCACCCUCUGCGAGAAGGACCACAUCGCCUUCGAGACGGCCUACCAGAUUGUUCUGGACGCGGCCACCACGGGGAUGAGCUACACACAGCUGUUCACGAUAGCUAGGUACAUGGAGCACAGGGGGUACCCUAUGAGGGCGUACAAGUUAGCCACGUUAGCCAUGGCUCAUCUAAACCUCAGCUACAACCAGGAUACCCACCCAGCCAUCAAUGACGUGCUGUGGGCCUGCGCUCUGAGUCACUCGCUGGGAAAGAACGAGCUGGCGGCCGUCAUCCCCCUGGUGGUGAAGAGUGUGAAGUGUGCCACGGUGCUGUCUGAUAUUUUGCGGCGGUGCACACUGACCACGCCGGGGCUGGUGUCAGCGCUGCACAGCCGCAGGAACUCUGGGAAGCUGAUGUCGCUGGACAAGGCUCCGCUCAGGCAGCUGCUGGAUGCCACCAUCGGGGCCUACAUCAACACCACCCACUCUCGCCUCACGCACAUCAGCCCGCGCCACUACAGUGAGUUCAUAGAGUUCCUGGGGAAGGCCCGGGAGACGUUCCUCAUGGCCCAGGAUGGACACAUCCAGUUCACACAGUUUAUAGACAACCUCAAACAGAUCUACAAGGGCAAGAAGAAACUCAUGAUGCUGGUGAGGGAGAGGUUUGGCUGACCAGGGUCGGCCCAUAGGGAGAGAUUUGGCUGACCAAGGUCGGCCCCUAGGGGAGGUUUGGCUGACCAGGGUCGGCCCCUAGGGGGAGGUUUGGCUGACCAGGGUCGGCCCCUAGGGGGAGGUUUGGCUGACCAGGGUUGGCCCCUAGGGAUAAGUUUGGCUGACCAGGGUCGGCCCCUAGGAAGAGGUUUGGCUGACCAGGGUCGGCCCCUAGGGGGAGGUUUGGCUGACCAGGGUCGGCCCCUAGGGAGAGGUUUGGCUGACCAGGGUCGGCCCCUAGGAAGAGGUUUGGCUGACCAGGGUCGGCCCCUAGGGGGAUGUUUGGCUGACCAGGGUCGGCCCAUAGGGAGAGGUUUGGCUGACCAGGGUCGGCCCCUAGGGAGAGGUUUGACUGACCAGGGUCGGCCCCUAGGGGGAGGUUUGGCUGACCAUGGUCGGCCCCUAGGGAAAGGUUUGGCUGACCAGGGUCGGCCCCUAGUACUUUUAUAUUAACUUGAUUCUGCCUUUUGAACUUCUUUGAACUUAAACAUGGACAAGUGAAGAGUUGGAGGACAAAGCAAAAGAAGAAGGAAAACAAUCUUUACAGAGCCACAUGGUAUUAUUGUUCUUGCUGUUGUUAUUGUUAUCAACAUUAUUACUAUUAUGAUUAUUAUUAUUACUAUGUGUACAGUACUAUGUGUGUUUUAUUUUCAGAAGAGGAAAUAUGUCACGUUGUGAAUGUUGUGUGUGUAUUUCUUUACGUGUGUGCGAGAGAAAAAAGCUGAUAACUGAAAUAGCUCUUUCUCAAAUGUUUAUUAUUAUUAGCAUCCCCCCAUUUUAUAUAUUGGUUUUAUGAGUAUAUGUUGUCAAGUGGCUUAAGGCCCUUGUGCGAAAGCGCUCGUGUAAAAACACAUUGGCAGCCUCAAAGAGACACUAUGGCUUUAAAACCACACAGACCUACUGACUAUUGGAAGCACUGCACAGCUCGGCUCCAUGAGAAAACCACCAUUAGCAUUUCUGUUGACUCAUCACUUGUGUUUUCUCUGAGUCAUAGGUAUUAGUUAGAUUGUAGUUUUAGAAUAAUGGUCUUAACAGACUGGUGUUGUUUCAGAUGCAGUAA
Coregonus sp. 'balchen' is the source of this 1942-nucleotide messenger RNA. Lineage: Eukaryota; Metazoa; Chordata; Actinopteri; Salmoniformes; Salmonidae. The record is from the annotation of a GenBank genome assembly.